This is a messenger RNA of Meloidogyne enterolobii, 436 nucleotides long. Lineage: Eukaryota; Metazoa; Nematoda; Chromadorea; Rhabditida; Meloidogynidae. The record is from the annotation of a GenBank genome assembly.
UAUAAGAAACUUCCCUAAAGUAAAAGGAGUUCGGUUAAAUUCAAUUAAAAUUUGGUAUCUGGUGAGUAGAUGAAAGAUAUCAAAACUUAUCACAAGUCGAGAUAGAGGAUGGAAUAAGUUGGAGGCUAGGAUAAGUAAAAAUGUGUGAUAUUAGGAAUGAUAAGUAGGAUUGGGGGCCCGAUCCGGCCCGGUUCGAAAGAUCGAGUCGGGCAUCGAAUUUUGGCCCGAAAAAGACUCGGUCGACCCGACCCGAAAAAAAUGAGUCCAGAAAAGAAUAACUCGAACGUCGGCCCGACUCGAAAACCCCAACCCUAAUGAUAAGGCUAGAGAGAGUGUGAUAAAUAUAGGUGUGAUAUAAGCUGAAGGCUAGGGAUAAGAAAAAUGUGUGUGCGUUCUUGGAAUGAUAAUGAUAGUAUGAAAGGCUGGGAUAAGCGAG